AUGAGAACAGCGCAGUGUGAGGCAGUACAAAAAGACGACAAACCAAGAAUGUCGGCAUAUUUGGCAGCUCUACGUUCUCGUGUAGGUUUUUCUUGUUCACCAGUUUUUUUUAUUGUUCACUUGAGUUUUGUAGAAAAUGAAAACGCUUCUCGUUCUGUUGGUUCUCGUGGCGCUGGCGGUCAACCUCGCAGAAGGUCGUCAUCAUAGACACAAGCCGGCUUCAUCUUCCUCAUCUUCCUCCUCUUCUUCAAGCUCCUCGUCCUCCUCUUCGUCGUCGUCGUCGUCUUCGUCAUCAUCGUCAUCCUCGUCUUCUUCGUCCUCGUCAUCGUCGUCUUCCUCCUCCUCGUCCUCCUCCAGCUCUUCUUCCUCCAGCUCUUCAUCUUCUGAAGAGAAGAACCAUCACCAUCACCAUCACCAUCACUUUGCUCAGGCGGACUUCCUCAACCGGAUCGCGAACCUCCGAUACCGACCGGCUACGAGGCUGACUAGAGUCCAACCCCUUCCGUCUUCUUCUGUCGCCCGCUUCCACGACUUCAUCCACAGACCCACUCGCUUCUAA
Molecule: messenger RNA, 559 nt
Organism: Caenorhabditis auriculariae
Lineage: Eukaryota; Metazoa; Nematoda; Chromadorea; Rhabditida; Rhabditidae
Source: the annotation of a GenBank genome assembly